Molecule: messenger RNA, 360 nt
Organism: Prorocentrum cordatum
Lineage: Eukaryota; Dinophyceae; Prorocentrales; Prorocentraceae
Source: the annotation of a GenBank genome assembly
GUGGGCGGAGAAGCGCGCCGACCGCGACCGGCACGCGCACCGCGACCGGAGCCUGGACCCCUACGAGCACAGGAGAGGGCCACGGGCUCGCAGGGGCGCUUCGACCCCAGCGCCCAGCCGGGGCACACGGACCAGAGGCUGGCCACCGCGCAGGUGCACCGGCUGGGCCGCAGGCGGCGCUGGGAGGAGGCGCUCGUCGUCUUCGGCCGGGAGCCCGCGCCGAACCCGGCGCUGUACACCGCCGCCCUGGACGCGUGCUGCAGGUCUCUGCAGCAGAGGGCGGCGUGGGAGCUCUUCCGCCAGAUGCCCCACGGACGCUGCCCGCGUACAACAGCAUGGUCGGCCUCCAGGCGCGCCUGA